This is a messenger RNA of Limanda limanda (common dab), 2319 nucleotides long. Its product is annotated as histone H2B 1.2-like. Lineage: Eukaryota; Metazoa; Chordata; Actinopteri; Pleuronectiformes; Pleuronectidae. The record is from RefSeq and is a predicted model, not a curated record. Gene Ontology annotation, cellular component: nucleosome. The transcript has 2 exons. The coding region runs from base 3 to 380 and encodes 125 amino acids. Gene Ontology annotation, molecular function: structural constituent of chromatin; protein heterodimerization activity; DNA binding.
CGAUGCCGGAACCAGCGAAGGCUUCAGCGCCCAAGAAGGGCUCCAAGAAGGCGGUGACCAAGGUCCCCGGCAAAACCGGCAAGAAGAGGAGGAAGAGCCGCAAGGAGAGCUACGCCAUCUACGUAUACAAGGUGCUGAAGCAGGUGCACCCCGACACCGGCAUCUCCUCCAAGGCCAUGGGCAUCAUGAACUCUUUCGUGAGCGACAUCUUCGAGCGCAUCGCCGGGGAGGCCUCCCGCCUGGCUCACUACAACAAGCGCUCCACCAUCACCUCCAGGGAGAUUCAGACCGCCGUCCGCCUGCUGCUACCCGGGGAGCUGGCCAAGCACGCCGUGUCCGAGGGCACCAAGGCCGUGACCAAGUACACCAGCUCCAAGUGAACUGCUGCUGCGGGGACCCGCUGCCACACAACGGCUCUUUUAAGAGCCACCCACCGGCUCCCGGAGACAAACCGUCCUGAUGCUUCCACUCACACUCACUUGCACAAUCAAUCAAAUUUUUUCACUUGGUGUACUGAAUCUGAACCAUUUCAGGGACCAAACGACAACUGAACUUUAACAACCAUAUUGAACCUAAUGGAUUUAUAACAUUCAUGUUCAAAGUCAGAUCGAUGCCACUUUUUAUUAAAUAAAAAGACUUACAUGUUUAAAGUUUGUUUUCAUCCAAAUAAAUUGAAUCUACAAGCUCUAUAUAAUUAGGUGAUUGGACAGUAAGUGGCUUGCUGUGGUAAUCCACUAGAACGUUUCCAUCCAUUCACAAUACGUGAAUUCAGAAGUUGUCAAAUGUUUUGGAUGGACGCUGAUGUUUUCAGAAAUAGACAAUUUAUUCGAAAAAGCACUGAACAGUAACGGAUCAUGUGGAGUUCUGGCCUGUACUCGAUGUUAGAUGCUCGAGGACAUCACUCUAAGAAUCAUCACUGCAAGAGAAAUUAAAAAAAUGCCCAUGGAAUAAAAUUAGUCGUUGCUAAAUGAUUCCAUGAUCAAUAUUACUCUAUAGUUGACCAAUACAUGAAAGGCCUUUAUAGAGCCGGAAUGACAACACUGGGCGGCGGGUCAUGAAGUUUGCUUCAUAACCCGCUCUGUUUGACUCGUGUGCAGCGGGACUUAGACUCUUUUCUGCGAAUGAGUGGCUCUUAAAAGAGCCGUUGUUUGGUGGGUGGAGAUCGGGCAAGUUAGGCUCUCUCCCCGCGGAUGCGCCGGGCCAGCUGGAUGUCCUUGGGCAUGAUGGUGACCCUCUUCGCGUGGAUGGCGCACAGGUUGGUGUCCUCGAACAGGCCGACCAGAUAAGCCUCGCUGGCCUCCUGCAGAGCCAUGACGGCGGAGCUCUGGAAGCGCAGGUCGGUCUUGAAGUCCUGAGCGAUUUCUCUCACCAGGCGCUGGAAGGGCAGCUUGCGGAUCAGCAGCUCGGUGGACUUCUGGUAGCGGCGGAUCUCCCGCAGAGCCACGGUCCCGGGUCGGUAGCGGUGAGGCUUCUUCACACCGCCGGUGGCCGGGGCGCUCUUACGGGCCGCCUUGGUGGCCAGCUGCUUCCUGGGGGCUUUCCCUCCGGUGGACUUACGGGCAGUCUGCUUGGUUCGAGCCAUUGUGACAAGAAGUGAAUAUGAGGUGGACGUGGCGGAGCGCUUCUUAUGUAGCCGGAGCCGGGGCGAGGCUGGCGCUGAUUGGUCCAAAGAGAGGCACGUGACGAGGACAAGUCACUUCCGGUGGGAGCAGAGAGGACAUAUUGUUCAGUUCAGAAGAUUCAAGACAAGAAGAUUCUUUACUGCGAUAUUACAAUAAAUAUUUACUUAUACUUAGAACAUAUUAAAUAUAAUUACAUCAUAAAAAACUUACUUAGAAGUGAUUACAUAUAAUUUGAACAUAUACAAUUAUUUGGAACAUAUAAGAUUUACUUAGAACUUAUUAAGUAUAAUCUUAACACAUUAAACUUUUUUGACAAACUCAUUGUAAAUAUUUCCCUGAUGUGUUAUUUUAGUUUGUUCUGUUCUUUGUGCAAUGUGUUUCCGUUGUGAUGGCUUGAAUAUUGGUGAGUUAUUGGCUCUGUAAACUCGAGGCUCUCCUCUGUUAUUUCAUUGUUUAAUAUCUCUUGCAGUGAUAAUCCACUGGUGCAGUCACACAGUAUAAGAUAAAAAUGUGUUGUGCACGUUUUACUUUUGACAAUUUAGCUUUGUUAAAUUGGGUGUUCAGCAUUUAACUCUUUUUAUUCUGUUAUUACAUCGAGUUCAGGCCAGUACUCCAAACUUUGCACAUGAUGCUGUGCUGUUUAAUCAGUCUUUUUAAAUCAUUUGUCCGACUUGAAUAAAUUGUCCUCCUCGAAUCA